ACCGGGAACCCCAAUGUUUGGGACCUCAAGGGCAGACAACUGUGACUAAGGAAGCAGAAACCAUAGGUCUCUGAGGAGCGAGUCUGAGAUGAGGGCCAGACUUAGGUCUGACCCUAGAUGGACACCUGAUUCUUGACCCUGGACUUAGAAGGCCUAGCUUUUUGUUUCGGAGGGGAGGGGAGGGACUGGGCCUCUGUCACCUUCUUGGGCCACAGAGAGGAAGGAGGUGAUGGGGAAACAGGAUAUGGCCUUGAGGGGUGGGAUGCAAGGGAGGCUUGCGGCAGAGGCCACUUUCAGACCCAGGCCCAGAGUCAGUCGUUGUGGAGGAAGGCUCCUCCCUGCUGGGCCCGUUCAUCUCGUCUGGCCACCUGUGCUGCUCGCCAAGACCUGCCUGCACCCGCCUGGGGGAAGAGGAGGGGGCAGAGUCCAGAGGGUUCCCCCAGGCACCAUGCCAGCCCCGUAGUACCACCCACCCCACCCACCGUGGUCUGCUGCACCCCACCACUGGGGCACUGGUUCCAAUGAGACAGGGCACAUCACAUUCCAUCUGGCUGUUACUGAGGCGGAGACACGGGUGAUGAUUGGCUUGCUGGCGAGAGAGGAAGUCCUGUGAUUGGCCGGAUCUCAGGAGCUCGCCGACGCCGUGCGAGGACGCUCCCACGGAGGCCGGAAUUGGCUGUGAAGGGCCCUGGGUGGCCGUCUGGGGGCAGUGGGCACUCCUGUCAGAGCGGCUGGAGCGGGACCGUCGCCCCAGAGAGCUGGGGCAGGGGGCCGUGCCCGAUCUCCAGGGCUCCUGGGGCCACUGCUGACCUGGCUGGAUGCAUCGGGCAGUGGACCCUCCAGGGGCCCGCGCUGCACGGGAAGCCUUUGCCCUCGGGGGCUUGAGCUGUGCUGGGGCCUGGAGCUCCUGCCCGCCCCAUCCCCCUCCUCGAAGCGCAUGGCUGCCUGGAGGCAGGUGCUCUGCCAGCAUCGGGCAGCCCCCACUCUCUGCUCCCCUACCCCCUUCACAUGGCAGUAGCUCUGGACACCCCAACAAACCGUAUUAUGCUCCAGGGACCCCCGCCCCGAGACCCCUCCACGGGAAGCUGGAAUCCCUGCACGGCUGUGUGCAGGCACUGCUCCGAGAGCCGGCCCAGCCGGGGCUGUGGGAGCAGCUGGGGCAGCUAUACGAGUCCGAGCACGACAGCGAGGAGGCCAUUCGCUGCUAUCACAGCGCCCUUCGAUACGGAGGAAGCUUGGCUGAGUUGGGGCCCCGCAUCGGCCGACUGCAGCAGGCCCAGUUCUGGAACUUUCACGCCGGCUCCUGCCAGCACCGAGCCAAGGUCCUGCCCCCCCUGGAGCAAGUGUGGAACUUGCUGCACCUUGAGCACAAGCGGAACUAUGGGGCCAAGCGGGGCGGUCCCCCCGUGAAGCGAGCCGCUGAGCCCCCAGUGGUGCAGCCCGUGCCUCCUGCGGCGCUCUCAGGCCCCUCCGGGGACGAGGGCCUCAGCCCCGGGGGCAAGCGCAGGAGAGGCUGCGGCUCCGAGCAGACUGGCCUUCCCCCGGGGCUGCCGCUGCCCCCGCCGCCACUGCCCCCACCGCCCCCGCCCCCCCCGCCGCCGCCGCCGCCGCCCCCACCCCUGCCUGGCCUCGCCACUAGCCCUCCAUUUCAGCUGAGCAAGCCAGGGCUGUGGAGCGCCCUGCAUGGAGAUGUCUGGGGCCCCGAGCGCAAGGGUUCGGCACCCCCGGAGCGCCAGGAGCAGCGGCACUCGCUGCCUCACCCGUAUCCGUACCCGGCUCCGGCCUACGCCGCGCACCCCCCCGGCCACCGGCUGGUCCCGGCCGCACCCCCAGGCCCAGGCCCCCGCCCCCCAGGAGCAGAGAGCCAUGGCUGCCCGCCUGCCACCCGUCCCCCCGGAAGUGACCUUAGAGAGAGCAGAGUUCAGAGGUCGCGGAUGGACUCCAGCGUUUCACCAGCAGCAACCACCGCCUGCGUGCCUUACGCCCCUUCCCGGCCCCCUGGCCUCCCCGGCCCCACCAGCAGCAGCAGUAGCAGCAGCAGCAACAACACCGGUCUCCGGGCCGCGGAGCCGAGCCCAGGCAUUCCCGGCGCUGAUCAUUACCAAACUCCCGCGCUGGACGUCUCCUCUCACCAAGGCCGCCUGGGGCCCUCGGCACACAGCAGUCGGAAACCGUUCCUGGCGGCUCCCGCUGCCACUCCUCACCUGUCCCUGCCGCCCGGCCCCCCCUCGCCGCCUCCGCCGCCCUGUCCCCGCCUCUUACGCCCUCCGCCCCCCCCUGCCUGGCUGAAGGGCCCGGCCUGCCGGGCAGCCCGCGAGGACGGGGAGAUCUUCGAGGAGCUCUUCUUUGGGUCUGAGGGACGCCCCCGCCCUCCCCCACCACCCCUCCCCCACCGCGAGGGCUUCUUGGGGCCUCCGGCUCCCCGCUUUUCUGUGGGCACUCAGGAUUCGCACACCCCUCCGACUCCCCCAGCCACCAGCAGCAGCAACCAUGGCAGCCACAGCAGCAGCCCCACAGGGCCCGUGUCCUUCCCCCCGCCUCCCUACCUGGCCAGAAGUUUGGACCCCCUUCCCCGGCCCCCCAGCCCCAAUCUGAGCCCCCAGGACCCACCUCUUGCGCCCUUGACUCUCGCCCUGCCUCCAGCUCCUCCCUCCUCCUGCCACCAAAAUACCUCAGGAAGCUUCAGGCGCCCGGAGAGCCCUCGGCCCAGGGUCUCCUUCCCAAAGACCCCCGAGGUGGGGCCGGGCCCCCCCCCAGGCCCCUUGAAUAAAGCCCCCCAGCCUGUGCCGCCCAGGGUUGGGGAGCUGCCUGCCCGAGGCCCGCGGCUCUUCGAUUUUCCCCCUACCCCGCUGGAGGACCAGUUUGAGGAGCCGGCUGAGUUCAAGAUCCUCCCCGAUGGGCUGGCCAACAUCAUGAAGAUGCUGGACGAAUCCAUUCGCAAGGAGGAGGAACAGCAACAGGAGGCGGGCGCAGCCCCCCCGCCCCCGCUGAAGGAGCCCUUUUCGUCUCUGCAGCCUCCGUUCCCUAGUGACACAACCCCGGCCGCCACUGCCACCGCCGCCCAGGAAGAGGAGAAGAAGCCACCACCAGCCCUGCCGCCACCGCCGCCUCUAGCCAAGUUUCCUCCGCCGCCCCCGCUCCCCCCACCGGCCGGCCCGGCCAGCCUGCUCAAGUCCUUGGCCUCCGUGCUGGAGGGACAGAAGUACUGUUACCGGGGGACUGGAGCCGCCCUCGCCACCCGGCCCGGGCCCUUGCCCGCCACUCAGUAUUCGCCAGGCCCCCCUUCAGGUGCUACCGCCCCGCCGCCCGCCUCGGCGGCCCCUAGCGCCCAGGGCUCCCCGCAGCCCAAGGCUCCCUCGGCAUCUCACUUCUCUACCUCAGGCGGGCCCUGGGCCCGGGAGCGCGGGGCGGGCGAAGAGCCGGCCCCGGGCCCCAUGACCCCUGCCCCGCCGCCCCCACCCCUGCCUCUGCCCCCUGCUCGGUCUGAGUCUGAGGUGCUAGAAGAGAUCAGUCGGGCUUGUGAGACCCUUGUGGAGCGGGUGGGCCGGAGCGCCACGGACCCGGCAGGCCCGGUGGACACGGCGGGCCCGGUGGACAGCGGGACCGAGCGGCUGCUGCCUCCCGCCCAGGCCCGCGAGGAGAGUGGCGGGGUGGCGGCGGCGGCGGCAGGACCAGGCGGCAGCAGCAGCAGCAAGCGGCGGCAGAAAGAGCACCAGAAGGAGCACCAGAAGGAGCACCGGCGGCACAGGCGGGCCUGUAAGGACAGCGUGGGUCGGCGGCCCCGAGAGGGCAGGGCAAAGACCAAGGCCAAGGCCCCCAAAGAAAAGAGCCGCCGGGUGCUGGGCAACCUGGACCUGCAGAGCGAGGAGAUCCAGGGUCGCGAGAAGGCCCGGCCCGAUCUCGGCGGGGCCUCCAAGGCCAAGCCACCCACGGCUCCCGCCCCUCCACCAGCCCCCGCGCCCCCUGCCCAGCCCACAGCGCCCUCGGCUCCCGUUCCCGGGAAGAAGGCUCGCGAGGAAGCACCAGGGCCACCAGGCGUCAGCCGGGCUGACAUGUUAAAGCUGCGCUCACUCAGCGAAGGGCCCCCCAAGGAGCUGAAGAUCCGCCUCAUCAAGGUGGAGAGUGGGGACAAGGAGACCUUCAUCGCCUCCGAGGUGGAGGAGCGGAGGCUGCGCAUGGCGGACCUCACCAUCAGCCACUGCGCCGCUGACGUCGUGCGUGCCAGCAAGAAUGCCAAGGUGAAAGGGAAGUUUCGAGAGUCCUACCUUUCCCCUGCCCAGUCUGUGAAACCGAAGAUCAACACUGAGGAGAAGCUGCCCCGGGAAAAACUCAACCCGCCCACACCCAGCAUCUAUCUGGAGAGCAAACGGGACGCCUUCUCACCUGUGCUGCUGCAGUUCUGCACGGACCCUCGGAAUCCCAUCACCGUGAUCCGGGGCCUGGCGGGCUCCCUGCGGCUCAACUUGGGCCUCUUCUCCACCAAGACGCUGGUGGAGGCGAGCGGCGAGCACACGGUGGAGGUGCGCACCCAGGUACAGCAGCCUUCGGACGAGAACUGGGACCUGACGGGCACGCGGCAGAUCUGGCCUUGUGAGAGCUCGCGCUCGCACACCACCAUCGCCAAGUACGCGCAGUACCAGGCCUCGUCCUUCCAGGAGUCCCUGCAGGAGGAGAAGGAAAGCGAGGAUGAGGAGUCAGAGGAGCCCGACAGCACCACGGGGACCCCUCCUAGCAGCGCGCCAGACCCGAAGAACCAUCACAUCAUUAAGUUCGGCACCAACAUCGACCUGUCUGAUGCCAAGCGGUGGAAACCCCAGCUACAGGAGCUGCUGAAGCUGCCCGCCUUCAUGCGGGUCACCUCCACGGGCAACAUGCUGAGCCACGUGGGCCACACCAUCCUGGGCAUGAACACCGUGCAGCUGUACAUGAAGGUUCCCGGCAGCCGAACGCCAGGCCACCAGGAGAACAACAACUUCUGCUCCGUCAACAUCAACAUCGGCCCUGGCGACUGCGAGUGGUUUGCGGUGCACGAGCACUACUGGGAGACUAUCAGCGCCUUCUGCGACCGGCACGGCGUGGACUACCUGACUGGUUCCUGGUGGCCAAUCCUGGAUGACCUCUAUGCUUCCAAUAUCCCCGUGUACCGCUUCGUGCAGCGCCCCGGAGACCUGGUGUGGAUCAACGCGGGCACCGUGCACUGGGUGCAGGCCACCGGCUGGUGCAACAACAUUGCCUGGAACGUGGGGCCCCUCACCGCCUAUCAGUACCAGCUGGCCCUGGAACGAUACGAGUGGAACGAGGUGAAGAACGUCAAGUCCAUCGUGCCCAUGAUUCACGUGUCCUGGAACGUGGCUCGCACGGUCAAAAUCAGCGACCCGGACCUGUUCAAGAUGAUCAAGUUCUGCCUCCUGCAGUCCAUGAAGCACUGCCAGGUGCAGCGCGAGAGCCUGGUGCGGGCCGGGAAGAAGAUCGCCUACCAGGGCCGGGUCAAGGACGAGCCCGCCUACUACUGCAACGAGUGCGACGUGGAGGUGUUCAACAUCCUGUUCGUGACCAGCGAGAACGGCAGCCGCAACACGUACCUGGUGCACUGCGAGGCGUGCGCGCGGCGGCGCAGCGCGGGCCUGCAGGGCGUGGUGGUGCUGGAGCAAUACCGCACCGAGGAGCUGGCGCAGGCCUACGACGCCUUCACGCUGGCCCCCGCCAGCGCGUCGCGAUGAGGCCGGACGCCCCGCCCGCCCGCCCGCCUGCAGGGCGCCGCGGGGCCACCAGCACACGCCUGGGCUGGACCUAGGUCCCGCCUCUGGCCGGGAAGGGGGUGUCGGGCCCGGCCCUUCCGCCCCAUUGGCAGCUCCCCCUCACUUAAUUUAUUAAGAAAAAAAGUUUUUUUUGUAACAAAUAAGAGGAAAAAAGGAAAAAAAAAAAUGGGAGACGGGGGAGGGGGCUGGCAGCCCCUCGCCCGCCAGCGCCUCCCCUCACCGACUUUGGCCUUUCUAGCAACAGACACAAGGACCAGGCUCCGGCGGCGGCGGCGGCGGGGGUCACAUACGGGUUCCCUCACGCCUGCCGCCUGCCGCCGCCCGCCCGCCCGCCCGCCCGGCGCAGACGCUCGCGGCUCGUGUUUGUACAUAGACGUUACGGCAGCCGAGGUUUUUAAUGAGAUUCUUUCUAUGGGCUUUACCCCUCCCCCAGAACCUCCUUUUUUACUUCCAAUGCUAGCUGUGACCCCCCCCCCCCCCCCGUACAUGUCUCUGUUUAUUCACUUGGUUAUGAUUUUUGUAUUUUCUGGGUUUUUUUUCUUUUUUUGUUUGUUCGUUCUUGGUUGUUUUUGGUUUUUCUUUUUUUGUUCGUUUUGUUUUUUAAUUUAUAACAGUCCCACUCACCUCUAUUUAUUCAUUUUUGGGAAAACCCGACCUCCCGCACCCCCCAAGCCAUCCCGCCUGCCCCUCCAGGGACCGCCCGCCGCCGGGCUCUCCCCGCGCCCCAGUGUGUGUCCGGGCCCGGCCCGUCCGUCUCCGCCCGUCCGCCCGCGGCUCCAGCCGGGUUCUCAUGGUGCUCAAACCCGCUCCCCUCCCCGACGUCCUGCACUUUCUCGGACCAGGCCCCCACUCCCGACCCGACCCCGACCCCGCCUGAGGGUGAGCGACUCCUGUACUGUAGGGGAAGAAGUGGGAACUGAAAUGGUAUUUUGUAAAAAAAAAUAAUAAAUAAAAAAAUUUAAAGUUUUAAAGAAAGAACUAUGAGGAAAAGGAACCCCGUCCUUCCCAGCCCCGGCCAACUUUAAAAACGUGGACCUUCCCCUCACACCUCUCCCCCCCCCCCCCCCUUUUCUUUUUAAGCGUGAACCAGCCCAGGGCCAGGGCCUCACUGGGGCAGGGACACCCCGGGAUGAGUUUCUCUGGGGCUUUAUUUUCCUUCCGUCGGUGGUUUUUUUCUCCCACGCUGGGGCUGCGGAGGGGUGGGGGGUUUACAGUCCCGCCCCCUCGCACUGCACUGUCUCUCUGCCCCAGGGGCAGAGGGGUCUUCCCAACCCUCCCCCUAUUUUCGGUGAUUUUUGUGUGAGAAUAUUAAUAUUAAAAAUAAAAUCCGAGAAAAACA
This is a messenger RNA of Neofelis nebulosa (Clouded leopard), 7098 nucleotides long. It is a transcript of the gene KDM6B, whose product is annotated as lysine demethylase 6B. The coding region runs from base 819 to 5720 and encodes 1633 amino acids. The record is from RefSeq and is a predicted model, not a curated record. Gene Ontology annotation, biological process: heart development; regulation of gene expression. Gene Ontology annotation, molecular function: protein binding; histone H3K27me2/H3K27me3 demethylase activity; RNA polymerase II cis-regulatory region sequence-specific DNA binding. Gene Ontology annotation, cellular component: MLL3/4 complex. NCBI's taxonomy places the organism in Eukaryota, Metazoa, Chordata, Mammalia, Carnivora, Felidae. The transcript has 24 exons.